This is a messenger RNA of Pygocentrus nattereri (red-bellied piranha), 4902 nucleotides long. Its product is annotated as extracellular calcium-sensing receptor-like. Gene Ontology annotation, cellular component: membrane. The record is from RefSeq and is a predicted model, not a curated record. NCBI's taxonomy places the organism in Eukaryota, Metazoa, Chordata, Actinopteri, Characiformes, Serrasalmidae. Bases 1 to 4902 code for a protein of 1633 amino acids. The transcript is spliced from 11 exons. Gene Ontology annotation, biological process: G protein-coupled receptor signaling pathway. Gene Ontology annotation, molecular function: G protein-coupled receptor activity.
AUGGAGUUCACGAUCCACGAGAUCAACAACAGAACAGAUCUCCUGCCGGGAAUCACGUUAGGAUACCAGAUACACGACACGUGCGCUGAAGUGGCAAUUGCAGUCAAAGUAGCAUUUCAGUUUGCAAACGGCAUGGAACCAUUUUUCAGUGAUACUGAUUCCUGUUCAAAAUCUGCAGCCGCCGCUGUUCCUGCUCUCGUGGGCGAGUCUUCUUCUACACGUUCAAUUAGCAUGACAAGAAUGCUGGGUCUUUUCGGAAUUCCACAGGUGAGUCCUUACGCAACGUGCGCGUGUCUGAGUGAUAAGCGUCAGUAUCCUGCCUUCCUCAGGACUAUACCAAGUGACCACCACCAAGCGGCCGCACUGGCAAAAAUCGUCAAGCAUUUUGGCUGGACAUGGAUUGGGGCAGUGCGCAGCGACACAGACUAUGGAAAUUAUGGAAUGGCGUCGUUUCUAAAGGCUGCGCAGGAGGAGGGAAUCUGUGUGGAGUACUCCGAGUCCUACUACAGAACACAUCCACGCAGUAAACUGGAGAGAGUGGCGAACGUCAUCCGGAGAUCAACAGCCCGGGUAAUAGUAGCGUUUGUCCACGAAGAGGAAUUGAAACUUCUCUUAGAGGAGCUGACAAGACAGCCGCCGCCUCCCCUUCAGUGGAUCGGCACUGAAGCGUGGAUUAUGGAUCCAUCUUUUCUGCGCUUUAACAUGUGCGCUGGCGCGAUAGGAUUUGGGAUCCCCCGCUCGGUGAUUCCAGGUCUUCGUGAGUUUCUUCUGGAUCUCUCUCCAGCACAAGCACUGAAAUCUCCUCUGCUAACGGAGUUUUGGGAGAGCUCGUUCAGCUGUAGCCUAACAGGCUCCUCAGAGGGCGCGCGGGAAUGUGAUGGCAGUGAGGAUAUCCGCGCGCUGCAGAACCCGUAUACAGAGACGUCGCAGCUGCGCAUCACUAACCUGGUGUAUAAAGCUACGUAUGCCAUAGCGCAUGCCAUCCACGGUGUUAUCUGUAAUGACACGCAGUUUCUGUUGACAGUUUGCAAAUUGUGCGUUGCACUGCAGAUACUCGACCAGCUCAAGAGAGUGAACUUCACUACAAAAAAUGGCUAUCAGGUCUCGUUUGAUUCCAGUGGUGAUCCUGUGGCCGUCUACGAGCUCAUAAACUGGCAGUUCAAGAAAGAUGGUGGUUUGGGUUUCGUGACUGUGGGUCACUACGACUCAUCCAGACCAAGAGGCCAGGAGUUCAGUAUGAGCAGAGCUAUCAGCUGGAUGGAGGGACAGACAGAGGUGCCAAGAUCUGUGUGCAGUGAGAGCUGUCCUCCAGGAACCAGGAAGGCUGUGCAGAAAGGAAAGCCAGUCUGCUGCUAUGACUGUAUACCAUGUGCAGAAGGAGAAAUCAGUAACAAGACAGAUUCUUUGAACUGUAUGCGCUGCCCUCAUGAGUUCUGGUCCAACAACCAGCAAGACAGCUGUCUCCCCAAGCUUGUGGAGUUUCUGUCCUGGGACGACUCUCUAAGCAUCACCCUUACAGUAUUCUCUGUUGCCGCAACAUUUGUGGGUGGAUGUGUGGCUGCUGUUUUCUACAAACACAGAGCUUCUCCAAUCGUCCGAGCCAACAACUCAGAGCUGAGCUUCCUGCUGCUUUUCUCACUGACUCUGUGUUUCCUCUGUUCACUUACUUUCAUUGGUCGGCCCUCUGAUUGGUCCUGUAUGCUGCGUCACACAGCUUUUGGGAUCACCUUCGUCCUCUGCAUCUCCUGUGUUCUGGGGAAAACCAUAGUGGUGUUAAUGGCCUUCAGAGCUACAGUUCCAGGCAGUAAUGUCAUGAAAUGGUUUGGGCCUCCACAGCAGAGACUCAGUGUUUUUGGUUUCACUCUCAUACAGGUCCUUAUUUGUGUUAUUUGGUUGACAUCAUCUCCUCCUUUUCCAAUCAAAAAUUUUAAGCAAUAUAAGGACAAGAUAAUACUGGAAUGUGCAUUAGGUUCAACUGUCGGCUUCUGGGCUGUGUUGGGUUAUAUAGGAUUUCUGGCUUUUUUGUGUUUUAUUUUGGCUUUUCUAGCACGGAAGCUGCCUGAUAACUUUAAUGAAGCCAAGUUCAUCACAUUCAGCAUGCUCAUAUUCUGUGCAGUGUGGGUUACCUUUAUCCCAGCUUAUGUCAGCUCUCCUGGAAAGUUCACUGUAGCUGUAGAGAUAUUUGCUAUUCUGGCCUCAAGCUUUGGAUUGUUUACUUGUAUUUUUGCUCCCAAGUGUUACAUAAUCAUGUUUCAGCCAGAGCAGAAUACCAAGAAACACCUUAUGGGCAAAGGACCCUCCAAAGGGCUGAUAACUACCACUAUCAUGCAGAUGAUUUCAGGUUUCAUGAUGCUGUGCAUAACUUGGCUGAGCCCAGCAGCGUGUAAAGAUGACCCAGUCAGCUGCAGACUGUGGGCUGAGCCUCAGGCGAAUGGUUUUUAUAUGAAUGGAGAUUUUGUGAUUGGGGGGACUUUCGCCAUUCAUUACUACAUGAGAUCAGAGCAGAACAGCUACACCAGAGCGCCACUCCAGCUGCAGUGCUCUGGGAGGUCUGUCUGUGAUAUGAAUUUCAGGGAGCUGCGCUUCGCUCGUGCCAUGGAGUUCACUAUCCACGAGAUCAACAACAGAAAUGAUCUCCUGCCGGGAAUCAGAAUAGGAUACCAGAUACACGACUCGUGCUCUGAAGUGCCGAUGGGACUCAAACUUGCAUUUCAGUUUGCAAACGGCAUGAAACCAUUUUUCAAUGAUUCUGAUUCCUGUUCAAAAUCUGCAGCCGCUGCUGUUCCUGCUCUUGUGGGAGAUUCUCAUUCCACCCCCUCUAUCAGUAUGGCCAGAAUGCUGGGUCUCUUUGGAAUUCCACAGGUGAGUCCCUAUGCAACCUGCGCAUGUCUGAGCGAUAAGCGUCAGUAUCCUGCCUUCUUAAGGACCAUACCAAGUGACCACAACCAAGCGGCUGCACUGGCAAAAGCAGUCAAGUAUUUCGGCUGGACAUGGAUUGGGGCAGUGCGCAGCGACACAGACUAUGGAAAUUAUGGGAUGGCGUCGUUUCUAAAGGCUGCGCAAGAGGAGGGAAUCUGUGUGGAGUACUCCGAGUCCUACUACAGAACACAACCGCGCAGUAAACUGGAGAGAGUGGCGAACGUCAUCCGGAGAUCAACAGCCCGGGUAAUAGUAGCGUUUGUUCACGAAGGCGAAAUGAGGUUUUUGUUGGAGGAGCUGACAAGACAGCCGCCGCCUCCACUUCAGUGGAUCGGCAGCGAGGCGUGGAUUAUAGAUCCAGAAUUUCUGCGCUUUAACAUGUGCGCUGGGGCGAUAGGAUUUGGGAUCCCCCGAUCGGUGAUUCCAGGUCUUCGUGAGUUUCUUCUGGAUCUCUCUCCAGCACAAGCACUGAAAUCUCCUCUGCUAACGGAGUUUUGGGAGAGCUCGUUCAGCUGUAGCCUAAACGGCUCCUCAGAGGGCGCGCGAGAAUGUGAUGGCAGCGAUGAUAUCCGCGCGCUGCAGAACCCGUAUACAGACACGUCGCAGCUGCGCGUGACUAACAUGGUGUAUAAAGCUACAUAUGCCAUAGCGCAUGCCAUCCACGGUGUUAUCUGUAAUGACACUCAGUGCGACAAGAAUAUUAAAUUCGAAUCCUGGCAGAUACUCGACCAGCUCAAGAGAGUGAACUUCACUACAAAGAAUGGCUAUCAGGUAUCGUUUGAUUCCAGUGGAGAUCCUGUGGCCAUGUAUGAGCUUAUAAACUGGCAGUUUAGUAAAGAUGGUGGUCUGGAUUUCGUGACUGUGGGACACUAUGACUCAUCCAGACCAAGAGGCCAGGAAUUCAGUAUGAGCAGAGCUAUCAGCUGGAUGGGGGGACAGACUGAGGUGCCAAGAUCUGUGUGCAGUGAGAGCUGUCCUCCAGGAACCAGGAAGGCUGUGCAGAAAGGAAAGCCAGUCUGCUGCUAUGACUGUAUACCAUGUGCAGAAGGAGAGAUCAGUAAUAAGACAGACUCUUUGAACUGCCUACGCUGCCCUCCUGAGUUUUGGCCCAAUGCCCAGAGAGACAGCUGCCUCCCAAAGCCUGUGGAGUUCCUGUCCUGGGACGAUAAUCUGAGCAUCGUUCUAACAGUGUUCUCCAUCUCUGGGGCCUUCAUAGCUGUAUGUGUAAUUGUUGUUUUCUACAAACACAGAGCUUCUCCAAUUGUCCGAGCCAACAACUCAGAGCUGAGCUUCCUGCUGCUCUUCUCACUGACUCUGUGUUUCCUCUGCUCACUUACUUUCAUUGGCCAGCCCUCUGAGUGGUCCUGUAUGCUGCGCCACACAGCAUUUGGGAUCACCUUUGUCCUCUGCAUCUCCUGUGUUCUGGGGAAAACCAUAGUGGUGUUAAUGGCCUUCAGAGCUACACUUCCAGGCAGUAAUGCCAUGAAAUGGUUUGGGCCUCCACAGCAGAGACUCAGUGUUCUCAUGUUCACUCUAAUACAGGUCCUAAUUUGUGUUCUUUGGUUGACAACAUCUCCUCCUCUCCCCUUGAAAAAUCUGAAACAAUACAAGGAAAGGAUAAUUCUGGAAUGUGGAUUAGGUUCAGCUAUAGGUUUCUGGGCUGUGCUGGGUUAUAUAGGGUUUCUGGCUCUUUUGUGUUUUAUUUUGGCUUUUCUAGCUCGGAAGCUGCCUGACAACUUUAAUGAAGCCAAGUUCAUCACAUUCAGCAUGCUCAUAUUCUGUGCAGUGUGGGUCACCUUUAUCCCAGCUUAUGUCAGCUCUCCUGGAAAGUUCACGGUAGCUGUAGAGAUAUUUGCAAUUCUUUCCUCAAGUUUUAGUUUGAUUCUUUGUAUAUUUGCUCCUAAAUGUUUCGUAAUUUUGUUUAGACCAGAACAGAAUACCAAGAAACAUCUUAUGAGCAAAGUGCCCUCCAAGUCUCUUUGA